GCGAGCGGCCAUUUUGUGAGUGUAUUCUCAAUUGGGAUAUUUGUGUUGAGGGACUGCCGGAGCAAAAAUCGAAUGAUUUUAAUUUAAAAUCGUUAGCUCCCAAAUAAAAGUACCGAAAUUACAUGUGCUUAGUGUAAAAUUAUAUUAGCUAAUAUUUACAGAUCCAUACGAUGGAGGAAAAAGCAUCCCUCAAAGAACUUGACCAGUGGAUAGAACAGUUGAAUGACUGCAAACAACUGACAGAAAGCCAAGUGAAAACCCUCUGUGACAAGGCAAAAGAAAUUUUAGCCAAGGAAUCGAACGUACAGGAAGUGAAAUGUCCAGUAACAGUGUGCGGAGAUGUUCACGGGCAGUUUCACGAUUUAAUGGAACUCUUUCGAAUAGGUGGCAAAUCUCCUGACACAAAUUAUUUAUUUAUGGGAGAUUAUGUAGAUCGUGGUUAUUAUUCGGUUGAAACCGUUACACUUCUUGUAGCACUUAAGGUGAGGUAUCGCGAGAGAAUAACGAUUUUACGUGGGAAUCAUGAGUCGAGACAAAUCACACAAGUUUACGGUUUUUAUGAUGAAUGUUUGCGAAAGUAUGGAAAUGCUAAUGUGUGGAAAUUCUUCACGGAUCUUUUUGAUUAUCUGCCAUUAACGGCCUUGGUAGAUGGACAAAUCUUCUGCUUACACGGUGGUCUUUCGCCCUCGAUCGACACUCUGGAUCACAUUCGUGCAUUAGAUCGUCUUCAAGAAGUUCCUCACGAGGGUCCAAUGUGUGAUCUAUUGUGGUCAGAUCCCGAUGACAGAGGAGGAUGGGGCAUCUCUCCUCGUGGAGCGGGUUACACCUUUGGUCAGGAUAUUUCCGAAACGUUUAAUCAUUCGAACGGCUUGACCCUUGUUUCACGAGCGCAUCAAUUGGUUAUGGAGGGUUAUAAUUGGUGUCACGAUCGAAACGUUGUGACAAUUUUCUCCGCUCCGAAUUAUUGUUAUCGCUGUGGCAAUCAAGCUGCAAUUAUGGAACUUGAUGAUGCAUUGAAAUAUUCAUUCUUGCAGUUUGAUCCAGCACCAAGACGUGGUGAGCCACACGUCACGAGAAGGACGCCCGAUUACUUCAUGUAAAGUGGUCAGAGAAAUCAGUCGAUAAUUUUUGAGGUAGGAGAUGGAAAACAAAUCUGAUUUUAUAGCGAUAAUACGGAAACAAUUAAGACACAAGAAUAAAAAAAAAGAACAUCGGGAUGAGUGUAAGGACUCUUCUUGAGUCUUGCUCGUCAUAUAUAAAUAAAUAUAUAUAUAUAUAUAAAUAUAGUCACCAAGUAUUAUAUGAUGGCUCGCGAAAAAGGUGCGUCCUCUCAUCAAUUGUCAAAAGGGAGCAUUUACAAACAAAAAUUGUUCGCUAAACAUUUUUUCGCGUGCAAUACGUUAACAAAAAAAAAUCCAAUACCAUGUAGAGACUCAACAAGAUAUUUACGCCAACCGAAAAAAAUAAUACAAUCGUUUCACUAAAAUAAAUUUCACACACACACACACACACAAAACCACAGAACUUGAGUCUUAAUAAUGUUUUCAGUGUAAUGCUUGUAAUUCGAUCGCAGAUAGACACACACAUACAAACACAUUUAAAAACACAAAUCCAUGAAAAAUUUUCAUUUUUCAUUCAAUUUACGAGAAUGGUUCUCCAGUGAGAAAUAAAAUUCGAGAUUUGGAAUCUUGUAUAUUUAAGAGCGUUUCGCAUUAUGCGGUAUGAAGAAACAAAAAAAAAGCGGAGCACGUAUUCCGUAAGUGCAGGUUUAAAAGAAAAAUAAUAAUAAUAAAAAAAAAGAAAAAAAAGAAAGAAAGAUUAAAGAAAUAUAAAACAAAAUUGAUGGGUUGAUGCAACAGUGAAAUUAAAGAGUGUGACAUACAAUUCAAAUUUGUUCUCCACUUGUCAUAAAAAAUAAUA
This is a messenger RNA of Leptopilina heterotoma, 1920 nucleotides long. It is a transcript of the gene mts, whose product is annotated as serine/threonine-protein phosphatase 2A catalytic subunit alpha isoform. Gene Ontology annotation, molecular function: protein serine/threonine phosphatase activity. Lineage: Eukaryota; Metazoa; Arthropoda; Insecta; Hymenoptera; Figitidae. The record is from RefSeq and is a predicted model, not a curated record. The transcript has 6 exons. Bases 171 to 1100 code for a protein of 309 amino acids. Gene Ontology annotation, cellular component: cytosol. Gene Ontology annotation, biological process: mitotic cell cycle; peptidyl-serine dephosphorylation.